Limanda limanda (common dab) is the source of this 1346-nucleotide messenger RNA. Its product is annotated as tumor necrosis factor receptor superfamily member 14-like. Gene Ontology annotation, biological process: positive regulation of cytokine production involved in immune response; positive regulation of T cell migration; defense response to Gram-negative bacterium. The transcript is spliced from 12 exons. The record is from RefSeq and is a predicted model, not a curated record. The coding region runs from base 248 to 1000 and encodes 250 amino acids. Gene Ontology annotation, molecular function: protein binding. Lineage: Eukaryota; Metazoa; Chordata; Actinopteri; Pleuronectiformes; Pleuronectidae. Gene Ontology annotation, cellular component: external side of plasma membrane.
AGAACCAGGAAAUUUGAAUCUCUGAGUAAACACCCGUACUUCGUAGAACCAGGAAAUUCGAAUCUCUGAGUAAACACCCGUACUUUGCAGAACCAGGAAAUUCGAAUCUCUGAGUAAACACCCGUCCUUCGCAGAACCAGGAAGUACGAAUCUAUGUCUACCUCUGUUUGGGAUUUAAAAAUCAUCUACAGCCGGAUCUCAGUGAUGGUGACUCCAGCUCAAGAAAACUGCCAACCUGCCGUUCAACAUGAAUCUGAGAAGUAAACAUUUGGAGGCUUCAUCUUUGUUGAUAUUUUUGGUCAAAGUCUUCCGUGUGAAUAUGCUGACUUGUCAUCCAACUGAGUAUCAGAUAGGGAAAGAAUGCUGUCCUCUUUGUCCCUCUGGAAAUCGUGUUAAAACACACUGCACAGAGUUUAGAAGCACUUCCUGUUUGCCCUGUGUGAAUGACACCUUCAUGAAUCUUCCCACUGGACUUAACAAGUGCUUCCCCUGCACGACCUGUGGUCCAGAUUCUGGUCUGAAGACAAACACUUCAUGCACAGCAACAACGGAUUCAGUUUGUGAACCUCUGGAAGGAUUCUACUGUAUCGACCCCACAGGGAACCACUGUGCAGCUGCACAGAAACACAAACAAUGUCAACCAGGGCAGUACAUCACACACAGAGGAACCCCCCUCACAGACUCUCAAUGCUCUGACUGCAGUGACGGAACAUUUUCUGAUGGGACGCUUACGUCUUGUCGACCACACACACAAUGUGAAUCACAAAACCUUCAGCUGAUGCAACCAGGAACACCUUCAACUGACGCUGAAUGUGGAAAUUUAGAAAAUGCAUCAGUUGCAAUCAUCGUUUCAAUGUUUUUUUUGGGUGUUUUGGUGGUUGGUUUAUUAGUCGCCUUGUUUUUGUGGAGAAGACAUCUUGCAGGAAAAAUAAAUGCAUUCAUAAGGGAAAACCCAACUCGAGGAGAAUCUGUGCCGAUGAGACAGCAGAGCAACAGAUAAUCAUUAAGCUUGAUGAAGAAUACAAACUCGUAUUCAUCAAGAAAGGAAACACUCACACUUAACAAGGCAAAGGAGACGUCACGGCAGAAAAUAUCGGACUUUCUUACAACAGAUGAGGAUUAUACAACCACGCCUGAAAAAUACAGAUAUCGAUGAAGACGAGUGGAGUCUGAAUAUUUAGAAAAACAACAUUCACGUGAACGCACCCUGACCCCUGAACACGUCAGAAGUUUGGUGAAAACUCUUGAUAUCUCCCUCUUUUUUGGAUUUAAAAAUUAUCUCCAGCCGGAUUUCAGUGAUGUUGACUUCAGGUCAAGAAAACUGCCAACCUGCCGACUGACAUGAG